AUGUGGAUGAUCAUUCACUUGGGUUCUGUGCUAACUGUUGUAGGAACGCUGUGCCAGAAAAUCAUAUUGGAAACACAGCUGAAUAAAUCGCCUUGUACCACUGGCCUAAGAACGGACUCAGCAGACAGAUAUUUUGUCAGUGGCACAGUUGCUGUAAAUGUAGCAGAGUAUUUGGCAAUAGGCUGGAAUAGCAAAAUGUUCUUUAUCGUUGACUCAAAAACAAGCGAUGGAAUACAGAGGAAAACAUAUACAUGUUAUAUCUCGCUGAAUACAACUGAUUGUAAUCCCGAUCUUACCGAAGACUGUUACUGUAGUGAUGUAGAUUCAGUUACAGGGGAAGUUCACUUUGUACUGAAUCUUAAAGCGUUGAUACUGAUUAGCAAAGGAAUCGGCAGAGUAUCCUGGCGGUACAACGUUUCAACUGUUAUGUUUUCUAAUAAUGUAACCCUGCCAGGAAUGUAUG
Messenger RNA from Candidula unifasciata, 463 nucleotides. NCBI's taxonomy places the organism in Eukaryota, Metazoa, Mollusca, Gastropoda, Stylommatophora, Geomitridae. The record is from the annotation of a GenBank genome assembly.